AUGCUGGACUGGAUGAAGGGAACUGAGCCAGAGGCCGCAGACACCUCUAAGGUGCUAGAGCCCCCCGAGACCCCAGCUCCCGUAUUUGCGAUUCGCGCCUUCAAGAGUGCUUUGUUUGGGACCCCAGGCGCAGACGAUGAAAAAACCCCUCACCCAGCGCAGCCAAAGCAAUCAGUUCAAGAUCAUCGGCGCAGCAAAAGCGAUACCACCAAACCUGUGCCCAUCCCCAUCCCCCAGAAAUUGGAGCCCAACAAACCCGAUCUGGACGCGAUAGCAAACCCCUCAGGCUCCCCAACAAAGAGCAUUCUCGUCACGCCAGGGACGAUCUCGAACCGACGGAAGACUGUCUCUUUUGGUGAAAGUGUGGUGGACAAUGAAGGGAAACGCGACAGUAAUUCGCUGAAGGUGGUCAAGACGCCCCCGAAUCCAUCAGGCAAUCUUAGCACUCAGUGGUUGUCCGGGUCGGCCGGCGGCAAACCGCACAGCAAGCUGACGCAGACCUUGAUGGAUGCUCGCGAUAAUGCGACAAAAAAUGCCGACUCGAACAAAUCCUCGGAUGCUACGUCCGAUGCCAACACCGUCACGCGCUCCCAGUCCAAAGAUGAUAGCGAAGGGGAGGAUAUUACGCUUAAUUUGGAUGAACCCCGGUCGGAAUCCGGUAAAUACUGGAAAACCGAAUUCGAUAAUUAUCGCGUACGCACGAACCGCGAAAUCAAGAAAUUAAUCCAUUACCGGACUAUUGCGAAGUCUUACGCCCGCAAGAAGGAUUCAGAGGCUCUUCGACUGGCGGAUAAGCUCAAGGAGGAAGAAGAGAAGGUCGCGGAGAUGGAGCGCCAAGUGACACGCCUUGCGUCUUCGAUCACAGGACAAGGAUCCAAGGCCGAUAAUGAGCAGUUGAUCCAGGACUUGACAAAGCAAACCGCCUUGGCACUACAAUACAAGCAGCAGGUCACUUCCCUGCGUACCCUCCUUGAGCAACAGGGGGUUGUCAAAGGUGGAGAGGCUCAGGUCAGCAAGCCAGCCAAGGAAAAGCCAUCUUCAGAGACGUCCUCUGAUGAGCUCCGGAAAGCGCAGAAGGAGCUCAAGGAAGCAAACGCCAAAAUCGAUGAGCUGAAGCGUCAAAACCCCGACCUGAGCACGCUUGAAACUCUCGCACAGAGCUCAGAAAAGAAGGCGCAAGAGCUCGAAAGAGAGAAUAAUAGCCUCAAGCAAACCUUAGCCCGUGUCAAGCAAGAAAUGUCGCGAUAUGAAGGCCGGCGCAAAGAAAAAGAGAACAAGUUGAAGCAAAGAGAAGCCAAGCUGGAGGCACGCAUUCAAGAGUACCGCGAGCGCCUCAAGAACACCACCCAAGAGCACCGACAAUCAGAGGAAGCAUUACGAAAGAGCUUCGAUGACGAACGCCGCCGUAUGCAGAGCCAGAUUGACCAGCUAAGGACAAGAGUGUCAGCUGUAGAACGCGCCCCUACUCUCCGGCCUCAGCAACGGCAUUCGCUCAGCCCGCGCAAGGAAUACACGGGCGUGCAGGUAUACGACUUUGCAGGCCAAAGCCAGACCCAGACCCAGAACCCCGAUCACCCCGAGGUAGAGGAAGAAGCCACAGAGGACAUCGAGGCACCACCCAGUCCGAGUCCACGCUCUAAAUCCCGUGAAGCGCGACACGCACGCAACGCCACAACCGGUACCCUCGAGCUUAAACGUGCAUCCCGAGAUUUGCGAGACAUCGCCGCAGACGACGAUGAAGUUACACACUACCUGAACGAAAUCCUUCCUCGACCUGCUCUCCGUUCUCGUCAUACAGAACCGGAUGUCAUUCCUCCUUCCUCGCCCCCUGAUAUCAGCGCGCUUAAGUCUCUCGGCCGUGGACAUCCAAAGUACCAACCUGGUGAAAACCAGCGCACAUAUCGUUCUCUCUACCUUCGAGAUCCGGACGCAAAUACCAAUACAAAUACACAACCAGCUUAUGCAAACUCACACCGCCCACGAACACACAUCAGGUCUACUUUGGAAAGUAUUUCCGGACCGACUGCUUCACGGGUGGGUAAUUAUGCUGGAUACACCAUCUCUGGUGGAGAGCGGCUUGGGAGACGGUAUGGAUUGGCUAAUGUGACCAGUGAAGCCCUGUCCCCCGAGCGAAUUGCUGCGGCCAAGUCGCGGUUGAGGCAGAAGCGUGAGAAAGCGAAGGCUUCGGGGAAGGAGAAUCUCUGA
This is a messenger RNA of Penicillium pulvis, 2205 nucleotides long. RefSeq lists its product as uncharacterized. NCBI's taxonomy places the organism in Eukaryota, Fungi, Ascomycota, Eurotiomycetes, Eurotiales, Aspergillaceae. The transcript is spliced from 2 exons. Bases 1 to 2205 code for a protein of 734 amino acids. The record is from RefSeq and is a predicted model, not a curated record.